Molecule: messenger RNA, 4119 nt
Organism: Colletotrichum abscissum
Lineage: Eukaryota; Fungi; Ascomycota; Sordariomycetes; Glomerellales; Glomerellaceae
Exons: 4
Coding region: 1-4119 (1372 amino acids)
Source: RefSeq, a predicted model, not a curated record
AUGGCCGCCUCCCCAGACAAGGACCUCACCCAAGAAACAAUCUACGACGAAGAAUGGUGGGUAAAAAACACCCGCGAACACCCAGACAGCCCCAUCACCGUCCCCCUCUCCCCAUCACCACAACCAACCUCUGGAGACUCAGACAACACCGACACCUCCGACCACACAGACACCUCCAACAUCUCCAUCCCCGCCACGGCAAUCCACACCCACGACACAACCGCCGCGACCAUCACAUCCCUCCGGCCGCCCGGGAACCCCCACGCACCCUUAUUCCUCGGCGCACCGCCCGUGAAGCCGGCAAAUAAAGGCCAAUGGGCUUACGUGGAGUACAUCCCCGCCUGGACGGAUCCCCUCUGGAAAGACGGCGAUUCACGCGUACAGGACGAGAAGGACCCGGCGUAUGUGGUGCGCAAGCGCGACUGGACGAAGAGCAUUCGUCCGGCGCAGCUGCCGCAGGAUAGGGCGCAGAAUCCGAGCGCGUUUGCGUUGCGGUACGGGGUGUAUCCUGAUCGACUGGAUGGUAGGUCGCGGUUGACGCCUACGAGGGGUGCGUUUCGCAGGUUCAAGUAUGAUGGGGUUGAGGUUCCUGGUGUGACGGCGGAGGUUGUGAUUAAGCAGGCGGAGGGGUUUGCGCAGACGGCUGGGUUGGUUGGGGUGGAUGGGUUGUUGGAGGUGUAUUCUGGGAUGAGGGGGGGUGGUGGGAACGAGAAUGAGAGGUUUGUGUUGAGGGCGUUGGAGGGGAUGAGGGAUGACGAGGAUUUGCAGAUGAUGAUGUUUCGGGGGAUGACUUCGCAUGAGACCAACGACUACCUCUGGGAAAAAAUGCAACCAGCCCUCCUCCUAGCCUCGCGCAUCCUAACCCACCUCGACAAAAACGAUCCCUACUGGCGCCGCCUCCACGACGUCCUCAACCGCCAAACCAUCGACGGACCCCACGACUACCGCACUCCCGAGAUGCGCAAGAAGAAUCCGGCCGUGAAGUUCACCCUGCAAGAUUACGACGGCGGCGGGCAAAACGCCAUCGUUGACGACGAGACUCGCAAGGACAUGUUUGACGUCCACUUCGAGGUUCUCCACGUUCUGCAGACGAGGAUGCGGUUCAUGCUAUGUAGCGGAUCUAAGGAGGAGGAUAGUGGGACGGCGGGCGUGACGUGUGUUGCGGGUUCAUAUAUCGAUGUGUAUAUUGUCGCCGACGCGUUGUGGCCGUUGGUUGUGCCUGGGUAUAGUGAUGAUGAGAGGUUGUUGCAGGGGUUCUUUUUGGCUUCUACUAUUGUUCACGAGAUUGCCCAUGCGGUCAACUAUGCGCAACAUCUCGUUCUUUUGCCGCCGGCCUGCUUUGAAGUAGAGACCUGGAAAGCUACCCCGGACAAGGUCAAGAAAGUUUCAGAGAUUGGGUCAAAGAUGUUUUCCAAAUUUUCGGAGGGCCACCUUGAGCCGUUCUUCGAGGAUGAGUCGCAGGCUGAGCUGGGUUUUUGUACCGAGAACCGGCUCUUCGGUGGCGUUCACUGGAACAUCAUUUCCCCCGAACUGCCCCAUCUCUUCUUUCUGCCUGCCGCCAUGGCAAUGGAGAGGUGGCCACGGCCCAAAGGCGAUUGCGGGCGUCUCCCCGUCGAAAAGCUCGAAAAGAGCCCGGACAGACUCGUUCUCGACCACAUACCGCUGCUCCCGGACCAAUACUUCUCCCCCACCCGCGUCGCCCACAUCGUACGCCUCUUCACCGAAGCCUUCUGGAACGUCGAGGUGAACAAGUACGGCCCCGCGGCGCUGCGCUUCGGCGGCUUGGACCCGGUCAAGCUCCCCAUCAUCUGGCCGCGCAUCCAGCUAAGCGCCGCGCUGAGAGGUGUACUGGCGCCGAGGGGCGAUCGGGCCCUGGAACUGCUGCCGAAAAGCGACUCGGAGGAGAUGCUUGAAGCUGGCCCGACGCUGCAGCGUUUCUUGUACCAGGCCGGGACGGAGUUUCUGAGGCCGCAUGUGGUGCGGUACCGGUGGGAGAGAGACCACAAACACUUUGUUUACUCACGGAACGGACCUAUGGUCACACACAUGUUUCAGUUGGCUGUCAUCGUGAUUGAGACCCAAAUUGCGUACAAUUUGCGGCAAGGUACCGAGGAUGUUGAUAAUAGGAUAAAGAGCAGAGCGUGGCUGAAGAGCUGGAAGAAAGCUGAGACUCGAAGAUGGGGUUUGAUGCUCGACAGGAGUUUACAACAUUCGCGAUCGUCAUUAAAUGGCAAGCUAUGCCCUUUGCCACAUCGAUCGGUUCAUCCGCUCCAAGAUGAGGAUUAUUUCUGGCAAAACAUCCCCGACCUAGGGACGAGAGCGGGCCAGAGGACAGCGGAAGUACUACGGCGGAUAUACGAGGUGAUCAUCUUCGAGAUCGGGUGCUUUCAGCAGAUAUUUAUCGACAUUUACCACCUCGAUGACGCAGAGCUCGAAGCGUUCCAGACGACGGACGCACCCAAGGACCUGAACUAUCGCCUCACGGUUACAACCGAUCUGGGAGCGGAGGCACUGAGACAGGCCACGAGACUUGUGGCAGACUACGGCGGGACCGGCUUCAUACCCGCCGUCAACAUGGCGGUUCUUCAUGACUUUGUGGGGAAAUUCACCAACAUGAGGGCGCAGCUCGAGGAGAUGAGGCCUUGGGCUGAGAAUCUUUCCGAGAUCAAUCCUUCAAACUAUAACCUCCUGCAACCCAUCAUACCGCGGCUCAAGAUCGCGCGGCGGCCGGCGACGGCGAGGAUGGUCAAGCUUGUGCAAAAGGAGCUUGAGAUGCUUCCUGCGGAGACUUUGGUUGUCAUUGAGAAGUUUCUCAGCUUUGUGAAGACGACGGUGAAGGCUGCGGGCCAAGUCAAAAUUGAUUUGGCGAGGGAUUGGGAGAUGGAUCUGGAUGAGGUGGUUGCCGAGUUCGAAAAGAGGGAUAAGCUUGAUCAGCCUGGCUUGGUGGAACAUGUUACUGACGAGGAAGACCUCGAGGAUGGCCUUGCAAGCAACGAUCCGCUUACUGAAAUCAUCAGGAAGAGGAAGCCCAAGAACCCCUGGAAUGGAGCAAAUCACCCUCCAAAACGACUCAAAAGACCCAGGAUUGCGGCACCGCAGCUUGUUCCACAGCCCCUGUCGCAUCCUACGCCCUUUUCAAAGUACUCUCCGCCCAGGCAUAGGUUCGGGGACACUAUCAAAGCCAGCCGCUUCUCCAGACGCAACAUAGUCAACGCCGUCCCGGACCCGAUGUCCAAGAUCCCAAACGUAUUCGCCAACAUCCCAGACAUAUCCUUCCCUCUAUCGCAAUCUUCUUCCGGGUUCGCGGGAUAUGGUCCAGGCAAGCAGCAGCCGCCGCCACAGCUCCCCACUCAUGCUUCUGUAUUCGGCAGACCUGGGAUCCAGAUCGCAGAGGGCCCCGAGCCGAUGGGCAUAUUCCCCCACGCGUAUGCCUUAUCGGCAUCCUUCACGGAGGACCUCGAGCACGAGGCUAGGGCCCGACUUAUGCUCGCGCAGCAGAGUCCCGCUAACUCUGCGCUGGGGUUCAGGGAGAGACACGGAGCGACCCUGGCCAACGCAUAUCGUGAUCCUGCGCCCCCAAUACCGGACUCCCCUGAAAAGCACAAUAGCGGCGCCGCCUCCGGGUUUGGAUUCGGUGGUGGGUAUCGACGGCGAAGAAUCCCGGAUCCGCAGGAUCAUUCGCCGACUACGGAGGAAGUAUCCAGCUUAUCAAGUUACCCGGGUUCGACUCCGGGAAAAGUGAACAGGGGGAAGGGGGCGGCGGGACCUGGGGACGUAGAUGCUGCAGAUGAAGACGAGAGAUGGGGGACAACUAGCACAAACAGGGCCAGCGCGCUCAAUAUGCAGCGAGAACUAGAUAUGAAGCAAGGGUUGAAGGAGCAUAUUGACGAGCAAAAGCGGCAGCAGCGGGAGUGGCUGAAUAGUCUUGCAAGACAGCAGGCGCCGGCCGGUAUGUUGGAGAUGGAUAUGAGGCCCGACUAUAGUACAGGACCUUUAGGAGGAGGAUCAAGUGCUAGUAUCGGCGGGUCGGAUGAAGGAAGCAGCCAGAGGCCAUCUACUGCUUCUUAUCGGCAGGAGGCAAGGUCUUUGCCGAACGAGAUGGACUGGGUGCCUGGUUGA